AUGGGAGAGAGCGACGACGACGAGGAUUUCUUCACAAAGCGAGAUGUUCCCGAGGAAGAGCAAGACAAGUUCGCACAGUACUUGGAAGAAAACGCGGACGAAGAAAUGAAGAAGAACGUGCAGAACUAUCUGCAAGCGACGCCUGAAGACGAGAAGGAGCGAUUCCUUCUGGACUACAUUAAGAACAUGCGAUGGAAAGGAGACGGCGACGAUUUCGAUCUGGACGAUGGACACAUGGAUGUGGAGAGCACGAAGGCGACGAAAGAUGUCGAUCUGGACGAAGAUAUCAAGGACAUUGACCAGCAAGACCGUUACGAAUAUCUGUUCAAUACCCGAUACGAGCAGGAGAAUAUUAUUUCGUAUCCGCGAAACAUCGAAGGAUCGAUGCGACGCUCGAAAGAUAAGCGAAAGCAGGAACGAGAGGCCAAGAAAUUAUAUCCUUUUUUAUGA
Molecule: messenger RNA, 450 nt
Organism: Blastocystis hominis
Lineage: Eukaryota; Bigyra; Opalinata; Blastocystidae
Exons: 3
Coding region: 1-450 (149 amino acids)
Biological process (GO): endonucleolytic cleavage in ITS1 to separate SSU-rRNA from 5.8S rRNA and LSU-rRNA from tricistronic rRNA transcript (SSU-rRNA, 5.8S rRNA, LSU-rRNA)
Cellular component (GO): 90S preribosome; nucleolus
Source: RefSeq, a predicted model, not a curated record